GAAGCAUUAUCAGGCGUUAUCUAACAUAUGUAGAUAAACAAUUAGUUGUGUAGGAAUUUUAUCAUUGAACAUUUUUUAAAUAAAAAUGGCAGCAACAGCAGUACUGAGUAAAGACGUGCCAGAUAUCGAGAACCUUCUAAAUAUCAGGCCAAAAGUUAAGGCUUAUACAAAUUUUACGCCUACGGUGGAAACUAAACAAAAUAAGUUGCAUUGGAAAAGAAACAAGAAUAAAAAUUGCGCAGCUUGUACACCUUUGACAAAAAAUUUUGAUGACAUCAAACAUACUACUUUAAGCGAGCGUGGUGCAUUACGUGAAGCUGCACGGUGUCUGAAAUGUGUCGAUCCACCAUGUCAGAAAUCUUGCCCUACUCAACUCGAUAUCAAAACCUUCAUCACCUCUAUUUCCAACAAAAAUUACUAUGGAGCCGCAAAAGCUAUUUUCUCGGACAAUCCACUGGGCUUGACUUGUGGAAUGGUUUGUCCAACUAGUGAUCUUUGCGUUGGUGGAUGCAAUUUGUUCGCUUGUGAAGAAGGUCCAAUUAAUAUUGGUGGUCUCCAGCAGUUUGCUACCGAGAUUUUCAAAAAAAUGAAAAUAUCUCAAAUGAGAAUUCCUGGCCAAACCGUUCCACAUUCAGACACUAAGAUUGCUUUAAUAGGUUGUGGUCCAGCUUCCCUAUCUUGCGCUACUUUCUUGGCUCGAUUAGGAUACGAUGAUGUCACUAUUUUCGAAAAAGAAAAAUACAUUGGAGGUUUGAGUUCAACGGAAAUUCCUCAGUAUCGACUUCCCUAUGAUGUUGUCAACUUUGAGAUUGAUCUUGUGAAAGAUUUAGGUGUUAAGAUUGAAUUAGGCAGAGCAUUAUCAGAAAAUGAUCUUACCAUUAUAAGUCUAAAAAAUAAUGGAUACAAAGCAAUCUUUCUAGGCAUUGGCUUGCCAGAACCAAAAACAAUUUCUGUCUUCAAAGGCCUUACAGAAAAAAUGGGUUUCUUCACAUCAAAAUCUUUUCUCCCAGCAGUUUCAAAAGGAAGCAAACCAGGGAUGUGCCCUUGCAAGAAUGCUUCUUUACCAGCUCUUCAUGGGAAUAUAAUAGUUCUCGGUGCGGGAGACACAGCUUUUGAUUGCGCAACUUCUGCAUUAAGAUGCGGAGCUAAAAAGGUGUUUGUCGUAUUUAGAAAAGGGUUCAGCAACAUCCGAGCAGUUCCUGAAGAGGUACAAUUAGCACAGGAAGAAAAAUGUGAAUUCAUUCCAUUUCAAAGCCCGAAAGAGGUAAAAGUUCGUAAUGGUAAAAUAGUAGCAGUUGAAUUCUACCGAACAGAUCUUAAUGAUAACGGUGAAUGGAUUGAAGACAAGGACCAAGUAACACAACUUAAAGCUGAUUUUCUCAUAUCAGCAUGUGGAUCAGGACUGUAUGAAUCAAGUGUGAAAAACGCAAUGGCACCUGUCAAAAUGAACAGCUGGGGUUUACCUGAUGUCGACCGAAGUACAAUGUCAACUUCUGUGCCUGGAGUGUUCUGUGGUGGCGAUCUUGCAGGAGUUUCAGACACCACAGUUGAAUCCGUAAACGAUGGGAAAACAGCCGCCUGGUUCAUGCACAAGUACAUACAAGAAUCCUACGGCUUAUCCGUGCCAAAGGAACCACGAUUGCCUCAAUUUUAUACAGCCAUCGAUGACGUCGAUUUGAGCGUCGAGUUCUGUGGCCUCAAAUUUGAAAACCCCUUCGGAUUAGCUUCGGCACCACCAGCAACAACCAGUGCAAUGAUCCGAAGAGCUUUCGAAGCUGGAUGGGCUUUCGCAGUGACAAAAACGUUUUCUCUGGACAAGGAUUUGGUAACCAACGUGUCUCCUCGCAUCGUGAGAGGCCCUCCCUCCAGGAAUUUCUAUGGACCGGAGCAGAGCAGUUUUUUGAAUAUUGAAUUGAUAUCGGAGAAGACUCAAGCCUACUGGUGUCAAAGUAUUACCGAACUGAAGAGAGAUUUCCCAACAAAAAUCGUUAUUGCUAGUAUUAUGUGUGCAUACAGUCAAGAAGAUUGGGUUGAACUUGCUCAAAGUGCCGAAUCAGCUGGUGCCGAUGCUCUGGAAUUGAAUAUGUCCUGUCCCCAUGGAAUGGGAGAGUCUGGAAUGGGACUGGCCUGUGGUCAAGAUCCUACUUUGGUGAGAAUGAUUUCAAAGUUCGUACGAGAAGCGGUAAAAAUACCAUUUUUUGUGAAAGUAACACCGAAUAUUACAGACAUUUGUAUAAUAUCAAGGGCAGCUUUUGAAGGUGGAGCUGAUGGAGUGUCUGCAAUUAACACAGUACAGGGAUUAAUGGGUCUUCAUGCGGAUGGAACUCCUUGGCCUGCUGUUGGCAGUGCCAAAAGUACUACUUAUGGAGGAGUGUCAGGAAAUGCCAUAAGACCGCAAGCUCUAAAAGCCAUUUCUUCCAUUGCUCAAAAUCUUCCCGGAUUCCCAAUAAUGGGUAUCGGUGGCAUAGAUUCUGCUGAUGUUGCCUUACAAUUCUUACAGAGUGGCGCAACGUUAUUACAGGUUGGAAGUGCCAUUCAAAAUCAAGAUUUCACCCUUAUCGAAGAUUACGUCACAGGAUUGAAAGCAUUGCUUUAUUUAAAGAGCCUAGAACAGGUCAAUGAUUGGGAUGGACAGAGUCCGCCUACAAUUAAACAUCAAAAAGGCAAACCUGUCACACUUGCCCAUGCUUUGGGAAAGAAUGUACCCUACUUUGGAGAAUAUCAAAUACUUCGUGAGAAGGCUAUAGCAAAAAUGAAAGAGCAAGAGGACCUUCUCGCUGCUGAUUUAAACUCUACGAGACCAGUUCCUGCUCCUGUUAGACCAGUUCCAUCGAUAAACAGUAUCAUAGGAGCUGCUCUACCAAACAUUAACAAAUAUAAACAAUUGGACAAUACACAACAAAUUGUUGUACUCAUCGAUGAUGAUUUAUGUAUAAACUGCGGAAAAUGUUACAUGGCAUGUGCUGACUCUGGAUAUCAGGCUAUCAAAUUUGACGCGCAAACUCACAUUCCUGUUGUCACCGAUGAUUGCACAGGUUGCGCACUCUGUUUAUCAGUGUGUCCCAUCAUCGAUUGCAUUACAGUGGUUCCCAAAAAUAUCCCUCAUGUCAUAAAAAGAGGAGUGCCACCAAAAGCAGCAGCAACAUGAUUAUUUUAUAUAAUAGUACAAUGGGCUAUAUUUUCGUGCAAUCUUGUUACCUUUUAUAAACACCUUUUAUAAAUAUAAUGUUUUAUAGGUGUGGUAUUUUUCAAUUAAAAAAGUCGUACA
Orussus abietinus is the source of this 3268-nucleotide messenger RNA. It is a transcript of the gene su(r), whose product is annotated as dihydropyrimidine dehydrogenase [NADP(+)]. Gene Ontology annotation, biological process: uracil catabolic process; thymine catabolic process; 'de novo' pyrimidine nucleobase biosynthetic process. The record is from RefSeq and is a predicted model, not a curated record. NCBI's taxonomy places the organism in Eukaryota, Metazoa, Arthropoda, Insecta, Hymenoptera, Orussidae. Gene Ontology annotation, molecular function: uracil binding; dihydropyrimidine dehydrogenase (NADP+) activity; iron-sulfur cluster binding. Gene Ontology annotation, cellular component: cytosol; cytoplasm. The transcript has 16 exons. The coding region runs from base 86 to 3148 and encodes 1020 amino acids.